GAGAGUUGUCUUGUUUACGCAUGCGCCUGGGCAUUGCGCCCUCCCUCUUGUGCACAAACUGUGGACAGGAAAACCGCAACGAGAGGUGACGUAAUACACAAGCUGUUGUAGAGAGCUGAAAGGAGCGAGAAAGAGGGGAAUAGGAGAGAAAAGCGGAGAAACAAACAGAUUCGAGAAGAAGAAAAACAGGGAGGAGAUUGGUAAAUAUCGAUUCUGGUCAGGAAUGUCAGGAAAAUGUGGAGCGACAGAAUUCCGGGAGUGUAAAUCGUAACUCCAGAGGCUGUCUUGAUCGCGGGAAUGGGACAUUCAGGGAGAUUGAAAAACACGGUGUGGACACACUGAGAGCGAGUGGGAGAAGGAGAGUGAUUCAGAAACCUGCACGGGUUGCAUUUGUGACUGAUCACCCAGAAUUUUGGGAAAAACUGCGGCUCUUAAGAAAAGGAAAAGCCCGGGAAAGGGAAGGUUGUGAAGUGCAAGAAAGAAUCUGACACUUGUUUUCCCUAGGGAAGGUUUUUACCACAUCCGUGACAGGGAAUUGUGAAGGAAGCCUGUUUCUGUUUAUUCAUUUAUACGCGGAUCCAACUUUGACUGACCCCAAAUCUCUUGUGAAAUAAAAAAAUAGAUCCUAGGAACAAAUCCAACUCCUGCUUUCAUUGCCGCCUUGUGUUUUGUCGUUUGCUUGUUGCGAAGAUUUGUCAGAAAAAGAGGAAAAAAAAAUCUGUAAAGGAAAAAUUGAAUGAUAUUGAGGGAGUGGAAAAUAUGGUAUUUUGCAAUUGGAUUAUGGAAUUUUGACUUUUUUUUCACGCUUUGUAGCUUUAUUGUAUCCGAAGACAGAGAUAAAACAAAGAAAUAGAUUUCUGUGUGUGUGAUCCUUUAAAAUUUCAAGAAAGAAAAGAAAAAAGAACACCGCUUCCAAAUUGUUUGUUUGUUUGUUUUUGGAUGAUUUAAAAAAAAAAAACAAAAAAAAAAAAUAAAGUUUUCAGUGUUCUUGAAGAUAUAUUCAGGAACAUUCUGGUGGAAAACAGAAACUUUCAGAUUUUCACAUAUUCCUCAAAAGCUGCUGGACUUUUAUUGAAAUCUGUGGUGGAAUUGAUGUUGCCGAGUUUAUUGCAAUUGGCCAAAAACAUGAACCACGUUUUUUUUGGAAACAACAUAUUGAAAGAAAUUUCAUGAUAACUAAAAAAAAGGGUGCAAUAUUCUGACAAUCAGAGUUUGGUGGAUAAAUAGUAUUUUGAGUUUGGUUAUGCCUUUUUAAAGAGGAGGAGACAUAAAAAUCAAAUGAUUUCUAAUAGCACUAGCACUGGAUUUGGGAUUUACUAAGAGAGAGAAAGGAAAAGAUAUUUAUAUAUAAAAGUACAGAUCUUUUGAUUUUUUUUUGGUGAAAUUAUUCAUUCAAAAUCUUUACCCAUUUAAAUAUCUAGGAUUCGCACAACUUCUCUUUAACGUCAACGUCAUUUUAGAUCUUUAUUUUCCUUUUGGAAUUCAUAUGGAAGCAAAAUAAAAGCAUUUGUCUUAAACCCUUUUUGGAGAAAAUUUUAGUUGGCUGAUUUUAGAUUCCUGGCCAAUGCAAAUAUCCAUUAAGGAUCCAAAAAAAAGAAAGAUUGUUUGAAUUUCACUUUAAACUUGGAUGGUUUUGAGGAUACACAGUGAACAUAAAUCAAACUUCCUCUCAAAUUUCCCUUAUCUGGCUUUCCACCCUUAUAUAAAACUGUCCAAAUUCUCUUGCAAUAGCCAGCUAGGACCAAAAACUUGGCCUUCUGUGGUCCAUGCAAACUCAAAACGCCUGGUGCAAUUUCUUCAUCGUGUUCAAAUCUAAAACAGACCAGUUUCCAGUUUCCCAAAAACCCCAAACCAUUGGGAAUAUCUCAUUGUGGAGGGUCUGUAUUGAAUUCUUGCCUUUUUGAGCUUGUUGAAACGGGCCCCGUGUUGGGGUAGGACUGCCGCUGUCCCCCUCCCCUGCCCCCGGAUGUGCUAAGCAGGCGCGGGGUUAGCUGAGCGAUGGGCAGUGUUCCGGAUGUCGGGGAAGGUCUAGGCUGUGUGCCGUGGCGUGUUCGGAAACUGAAAGCCGGCGUGGACACGCCCCUAUCCCAGCAUGCAAUCUACCACGAAAAACAGAGGCGGGAGCUGUGCGCUCUGCACGCACUCAAUAACGUCUUCCAGGACGCAACUGCCUUCAGCAGGGAGACCCUGCAGGACAUUUUUCAGAGGCUGUCCCCCAACACCAUGGUGACCCCUCACAAGAAGAGCAUGCUGGGAAACGGCAAUUACGACGUCAACGUGAUCAUGGCGGCCCUGCAGACUCGCGGCUAUGAGGCGGUGUGGUGGGACAAGAGGAGGGAUGUCAGCUGUAUUGCCCUGCCCAACGUGACCGGCUUCAUCCUGAACGUGCCCUCGAACCUGCGCUGGGGGCCCCUGCGCCUGCCACUGAAGAGGCAGCACUGGAUCUGUGUGAGGCAGGUGGGGGGCGUCUUCUACAACCUGGACUCCAAACUGAGCUGCCCGGACUGGAUCGGGAACGAGGACGAGCUCCGGAAGUUCCUACGACACCAGCUGAGAGGCAAGAACUGUGAACUCCUAUUGGUUGUUCCCGAAGAGGUCGAAGUUCACCAGACAUGGCGGACGGACACCUGCUGAGGAACUGUUUACAUAACCAGCCAAUCGGAGCAAGCCUGUUUACAUAACCAGCCAAUCGAAGCAAGCUGGGGGCGUUGACUUGUCGGGAUCCCUUGCUUGUAUCGGAGCGAGACUUUUUCUGGUGAACACUACGAACUGGAUAGCCAGCCCUGUAACAAAGGCACCCUGCUUGUCUCUCGCAUCCCAGACUCUGCUCACUCUGACAAAUGGAUGCAUUUCUAUACCAUGUACACAUUGUUCUGUUUAAGAUCAAAGAAACAGGUAAAUUACAUUUUUACAGUAAAACUAAUUAUGGGCACUUUUUGAUGUUUGAAACACUUCUCCCCUCCCUCCCCUGGGGAACAUUGACAAAAUGCACUGGCCACCUCUUAUCAAUAUUCUGUGUUUACAGUACAUUUUAUAUCUGUACAGCCGUUGGAUUGUAAGCAUCCCUUUAUCUCUGCUAUUGACACUACAUACAGGAUGUUGUACAGUGGCACCAAAAAUGAAUUGGGUAGGUACUGCAAGUUGCAAUAUCCAUAGUUGUGUCUAGGGUACAUUCGUAAACCGUGCACCAUGUGAAAAAUGUAUUGUACAAAAGCAUGUUCUGCUAUUGGCCUGGCACAGACUACUUCACUGGUUCCAGUAAGAGGGCCUGAAUUUUGGGUUUGCCUCAGAAUAGUUUUAUCUAUUCUGUUACCUUAGCAUUGGAGCACUUUAUUACAAGACAGAAAUCCUUGUGUUGCAGGGAUGGAAAUAAGACUCCUAUUGCACAGCAGAUUCACCCCAUUCCAGGUUUUACUACCAGCUUAAUUAGCCCCGGUAUGUCUAGAUAAGAAACUCAGGUGUGUUUUAUUGAGCACAUAAUAAAACCAGGAAUGGAUGAAACUGCUAUGCAAUGGGAGUCUUAUUCAGGGAUAGGGAUAGAAAUAAGACUCCUAUUGCACAGCAGUUACACCCAUUCCAGGUUUUACUGCAAGCUUGAUUGGCCACAGUAUGUAGAUAACAAGCUCAGGUGUGUCUUCUUGUAUGCAUAGUAAAACAAGGAAUGGAUCAAACUGCUAUGCAAUGGCAGUCUUAUUCCCAUCCCUGUGUUUCUCUCCUUUUUAAAUGCAUCUUCCUGCAUUGUUCCUGUCUGCAAGUUUUCUAAACAAACGGCAGCGGUUUUUGUUGUCGUUUUUUUUUUUUUUUUUUCCUGCUCUCGGUGCAAGAACUGUGUUAGAGAACCACAUUCAGAAUACAGAUGUGGGAAAUCAAAUGUGGAAUGAGGAGGAACUCAAAAACAAAACCAGAAUAAUUACAUUUUUUUUUAAUUAAACAGUAAAUGAAAAUACAAGAGAGAGGAAAAAAAAAAAAGCAGUUGGCUGUCCUGAACCGUACAGUCUUACCUCCUAGGUUCAGUAGGAGAAACACAGGUAGACUAUUUUAAGACACCUAGAAUAUAUGAAAUAACACAGGUUAAAGAUAUUAUUGCUGUAUAUAAUAUGUGCCAUGUUGGUUUUGGACAUGUAUUAUUGUGUGGCAGUAUAUUCUGAGCCACUCUAUUUGUAUAAUAGUAAGGUUCAGUAGAAUGUGUGUGUGUGUGUGUGUGUGUGUAAGUAUCUCAUUUUGAUAACUAAAAAACAUUUGACCAAUAUUGAAGAAGAUGCAUUCAUUUAAUAACAAUACAAUUUGCACAUGACUUGUUGGGGGGAAAAAAACCCAUUUAUUUUUCAAAUCAUUGUUUCUUUAAGCUUAAUAUAGCGUAAAAUAAUUAAACAUUACACCAGUGUCAAAAGCCACAUGUAUUGCACAAAUUAAACUAAUUGGCGAUUGAAAAAUCUACCGGGUUAUUUACAAUGCAGAUUUUUAGGAGUGCUGUAGCAAUAAGUAACGGCUAAUCUAAAAAUACAACAGCAACAGGUAGGAACACUUCUUAAUGGGAACGAUGUAUUCUUUGGGUUUUUGAUUGUACACAAUAGCAGAAUGAACUAAUUUUGCUUCAUAAAGUAAAAUGAAACCUGCUGUGUCACGUUAACAUAAGGAAUUGCACAUCGCUUUGUAGUUUUCCCAUAUACUUAAUGAAAAACUGACAAAUGACAAAAUGUGACAUUUCGAAGUCUUACAUGAGAUACUGCUAUUAUGGCUUCCGGUAGACACUUGCAAUUGGUAGUUUCUUUUGUUACAUGAGGUUAAAUGAAAGAUCUAAGUUAUGCUCAAGUCAUUUUUAAAUUGUCUCAAUCCUAUAAUUAGAGGUGAUGCUAAACUUUUGGCCAGAGCUGUAUUUGGAACGCCAUUUUUGUAACCCUAAGUUAUCCAAGAGUGUGUUUUUACAAAAAAAAAAAAAAAAAGCAAGAUAUACAUUUCAAAAUAAAGAUUUAAAAAGAAGUUGUUUAUCUUUGAUUAACAUACCAUACUGUUUACAACUAUGGAUAUUAAUAAAUAGGGGGGCUGUUUGCAUAAUUUUUGGUGCCACUCUCAAUAUUUGAAGGGGGGGGGGGUAGUAAAAUGUAUCCUGAGUGGGCGUGAGAAAGUUCUUGGGUGGGAAAAAAAAAUACACUGCACAUCUUAACCUAUGUAUAUUAUUAUUAUUAUUAUUAUUAUUAUUUGUUUAUUUAGCAGACGCCUUUAUCCAAGGCGACUUACAGAGACUAGGGUGUGUGAACUAUGCAUCAGCUGCAGAGUCACUUACAAUUACAUCUCACCCGAAAGACGGAGCACAAGGAGGUUAAGUGACUUGCUCAGGGUCACACAGUGAGUCAGUGGCUGAGAUGGGAUUUGAACCGGGGACCUUCUGAUUACAAGCCUUUUUCUUUAACCACUGGACCACACAGCUAAUAUUAACUUAAGAGCAAAUCUUACAGUCGACACCUCCUGGCAUGUCAAACUUUAUCGAUGGCGCUGUGCAUCUGACGGUUACCUUUUUAUUUAAUCUCCGAUAUUAUUGUUGGAGAAGUCCGGUGCCAUCUGGUGAUGUAUUACGUGGCGCGCGCGUUAGUAAGUGAUGGACACAAUCGGUAAACAAUUAUUUGCUAAGGUUGUUCUUAUUAAGAUGGAUUGGAGGCUGGUUCCUGUAAAAGAAAAGCCAGUGGCUUGGUGAGUUUUUUUUUUAAUUACUGGUAAUAUGUACAUGAGAGGGGGAAGGGCACGGUCCAGUCUAGAAAGUUUGAGAACCACUGCUCUAGUCCCCCUCAAAGCCACGGGUGCGUCUGUAUCUCUCAAAGGUUGUUUCUCUCUUGACAUUAAGCAAUUAUUCCAAACUGUGUAAUAAAUGGAGGUUUAAAAAUACUAGUUUAUCGGAACUGUAGACUGGAAUGAGUUCAGUUCCCUCCCAAUGCUUCAAAAUUGCAGGAUCCCAGAUGAUAACCGAUGCAUCUUUUAGGACUGCUGUUCCAUUACACUAUAUAGGUCAGUAAAAUAAAUGGAAAUAAAGUGACUUGACAUACCACUGUGUGUGAGCCUGAGCAAGUCACUAACCUCCUUGUGACUGCACAGCAGCAGUAGUUGUUGAUGCAUAGUUCACCCCCUAGUCUCUGUAAGUCACU
Messenger RNA from Acipenser ruthenus (sterlet), 6137 nucleotides. Its product is annotated as josephin-1-like. Gene Ontology annotation, molecular function: cysteine-type deubiquitinase activity. NCBI's taxonomy places the organism in Eukaryota, Metazoa, Chordata, Actinopteri, Acipenseriformes, Acipenseridae. The record is from RefSeq and is a predicted model, not a curated record. Gene Ontology annotation, biological process: protein deubiquitination. Bases 1999 to 2634 code for a protein of 211 amino acids. The transcript is spliced from 5 exons.